GGAAUGCGGGAUCAGCCCUAACAUUCAGGAAUGCAGCCAGCGCAAGAGGAAGUUCUUACGGACAUUGUGAAGGAAGCCAUUACGCCGAGCGAAGACGAGGGUUCGCUCUCCAUCUUUGCGAUCGUUCUCUCCUCCUUGAUGGCGGCUGCAGCGAGAGUCAGUUCCUGGUGAUAAGGAGACAGACUUGGUGAUGUUCCAUGCCGACUUGGAGUGGUAUUUGCCCCGCGCCAGGCUGUAAACUGAAGCUGAAUCAGACGCAGAAGAUUGCUAAUAUAACUGCCAUUGAGGUGCACAGUGAUAGCCAUAUUGCCCUCCAGUUCUUGGACGAAGUGACAGGAGCCGAAUCGUCAUGGAUGCUUCACGUCACGUCCUCGGUUGCUGCCUGCCACAUCAUCCAGGCCAUCCGAACUCCCUGGAGCCAACUCUUCAAUGUUGAUCUUCAGGAUUUCAUAGGCGUAUACCGGACGAGGGAAGGGGAUUUGCUGAGCAUGACGAGGAUGCUGACGGAGAGCGUCUCCCAAGAGGUUCAGAGAGAGGUACAGGAGAGCAAAGUUACAGAACAGGCAGCACAAGAAUGGUACCAGGUGGCAGCUAUUCCAGGAAAGCUCAAAUAUGAUCCUAAAUACCCCAUUCUAGGUUACAGUGACUUAAGCUCCGAAAAUGUUCAUGAUGAGGGUGGUGGUGACGAGAUAAGCGAACAUGAGAAGUGUGAAGUCGGAUGUGAGAAGGACAUAACCAGUGAUUGCUAUGCCGAGGUUACUGUCACUGCAAAUAAAGAAACUAAGGAAGUACCGAAGUGUAAUGUAUAUGAUGGAACUAUAAAAACAGCCCCAGUUUUUGAGGAAAAGAGUAAUGGUGACUCUAAUGUCUUAUUUAGAGAUGUUACUUGAAGGUAGUGUGCCAUUUUUGCUUGUGGAAUAAUCCAGUUAAUGCAGAAGUCAUACAAAAUGUGCAGUGUAUAAUAACAGCUUGAAGGGAAAAUGGGUGAUGCCUCUUUAUGAUAUUUUUUAAUUGUUAUUUGUGAAAUGGUUGCAAAAAAAGGAUUGAAAGUGAUAAUUCCUUAAUUAUCAACUCAGGGUAAGGAUGGUAGCUAUUCUGUGGUAGUGAAUGAAUACUUUUAUUUUGAUUUAGAAAGAAAUAUACCAGUUAUAGUUAUAUAUUUUUUCAGAGUUAUUUUUUAAUGUGUAUAUAUAUACAAUUGCUUACAUGCCUCCCAGCCAUUUUACUUCUUGAAUAUUUUCUGGCAAAAUUCACAUGCAUCAUAUACUUGUUUAUAAAUGUAGUGAAGAUAAAGAUAAAGGGUGCCAGCAUAUAGUGCCAUAAGCUUUAGCAAGUCAAAGCCAAGGUAGUAGUCACAAUAAUCUUAUUCUCGUGUCGGGAAAAAUAGUCACUGGAAGCUGUUUCCAAAUAGGAGACACUGAUGCAUUUUUUCCUUCUUUCUGUGUUCAUGGUUGGGACCUGCUUUGAGCUUCAUCAUUUCUCUCCACUCCUUAGCAUUGGGAUAUUCAGAAUUUUGAUUUUUAUUCAAGAAAGGAAGACGACUGUUCAGUGUUUUACGUCAUCAUUUCCUUCAGUCUCUGAGAACAGUGACGCAUUUAUCAUCUGUAUUGCUUUCCUAUAUACACUGACCUGAGAGGAUUGAUAUUUAUUCUCUCUCUCUCUCUCUCUCUCUCUCUCUCUCUCUCUCUCUCUCUCUCU
Messenger RNA from Penaeus vannamei (Pacific white shrimp), 1698 nucleotides. The record is from RefSeq and is a predicted model, not a curated record. Lineage: Eukaryota; Metazoa; Arthropoda; Malacostraca; Decapoda; Penaeidae.